AGAAGGGCAUGAGACAAAGGAAUGUGUAGCAUUGGGGAAAGUAGUGGUAUGUGUUAAUUGUAGAGGAGCUCAUUGGGCUGGGAAUCAGAAAUAUCCUGUGCGAGAGGGGCAGGUUGAGGUUUCCAGGGUUAGAGCAGUGCAGAAGUUGUCAUAUGCUGAGACAGUGAAGAAAGUAGAGGAAGAUGGGUCAAGGGUACAGUAUAUCUGUACCAGUACAGAGGGAUAGGCCAACAAGUGAAAAAUGUUUCAGUUAGAUUGGAUUUUUAGCAUUUAUAGCAAUGGUUAUCAACGGUACUCCAGGGAUGGAACGUAAGUCACAGGAAAUAGAGGUUGUGGUGGCAGCUGCAUAGAGGUAUUUGGGUGUGCGAGUCUUGACAUCAGAAGAGUUGCAGGGUGUGUUAAGUAGGUGGUGUCCCAUCCUUUCAGGUUGUUGGCCUACCCUAGGACUAAAUAUAUUUCAAUAGUGGAGUAGGUGGUGUCCCAUCCUUUCAGGUUGUUGGCCUACCCUAGGACUAAAUAUAUUUCAAUAGUGGAGUAGGUGGUGUUAUUUUUAUUUGUUUGUGAGUGUAGUGUUAGAUGGUAGGGUAUUUGUUUAUUUAUAUUUUCAAGCUAAGUAUAAGGGAGUUCUACUCCAGUCCAGGAGGUGGCGGGGUUGAAACAUUUAUUGGUUGCCAACCGCCGUUAAACCUCAUCGAAGAAGAGGAAGUACUGCUGACUGAAGACUGAAGACUGGUACAUAUGUUAAUAACAGCGCUGGUGUCGAGAACUGACCGUUGACCGAUUAUCUGACAUGUUGCCUGUGUUGGUGGUCCAUGGGGGAGCGGGGUUUAUCCCUAAAGAGCGUGUGCAGCUGUCUUGUGCUGGGGUCCAGGUUGCAGUCAGGGGGGGAUACUCCAAACUCCAGGGGCAGGGCAGUGCCAUGGAUGCUGUGGUGGAGGCCGUCACUCUGCUGGAGAAUGACCACCACUACAACGCAGGGUUAGGCUCGGUGUUGAACGCUAAGGGAGAGGUGGAGAUGGACGCCAUCGUGAUGGAUGGGAGAUAUCUGGCCAGCGGAGCUGUUUCUGCGGUCAGAAAAGUGGCCAAUCCUGUCCAACUGGCCAGACUGGUCAUGGACAAGACGAGCCAUCUGUGUCUGACUGGAGAGGGUGCCAGUCAGUUUGCCCGGUCGAUGGGUGUACCCGAGGUGCCAGAGGAAUCACUGAUCACAGAGUAUGCCCGUAUGCGCUGGAAGAAGAACCUGGCAGCUGAUGCCAACCCGGUGGAGUGCCAGAUGGGGAAGAUGGGUACGGUAGGGGCGGUGGCAGUGGAUGCAGAGGGGAACAUAGCCUGUGCCACCUCCACCGGUGGCAUGCUGAACAAGAUGGAGGGCAGGGUGGGGGACACAGCAUGUAUCGGGUGUGGGGGUUAUGCUGAUAACAGGGUUGGAGCAGUGUCCCCGACGGGCGAGGGUGAAGCCAUCAUGAAGGUCACUCUGGCUAGACUCAUCCUGUUCCACAUGGAGCAAGGGCGCAGCGCGGAGGCAGCAGCAGACGAGGCCCUGGCCUAUAUGAAGGACAGGGUGGGAGGUCUGGGGGGAGUGGUGGUGGUAGACCCCCAGGGUGAAUGGUCUGUUCGCUUCAGCAGCUCGCAGAUGGCCUGGGCUGCAGCCCAGCAACAAACACUCCACUAUGGCCUGUACACUGGAGAACACUUCACAAAGAACAUAGACGACCCCUACUAACACACACUUCACGUCCACGUAUGUGUUGAGAGAGAGUCUAAAAGAAACCCUACUAACAAGCAUAGGUAAACAAUCCAUAGAACACACUGAAUUGAAUCCACUAGACUCUUACCAUAACUGUGUUUUUAGCAAUCAGUAUUAUUUCCAUUUUGUCUAAUCCUCAGAUCAAUGCUCAUAUCUAGAGCCAGUAUUUGGAAAGUGUUGAUCAACUGCCAAAUGUAACUAUGAAGGAAUAAAGCGUGUUUUAAAAACAAA
Messenger RNA from Oncorhynchus gorbuscha (pink salmon), 1978 nucleotides. It is a transcript of the gene asrgl1, whose product is annotated as asparaginase and isoaspartyl peptidase 1. Bases 791 to 1723 code for a protein of 310 amino acids. The record is from RefSeq and is a predicted model, not a curated record. Lineage: Eukaryota; Metazoa; Chordata; Actinopteri; Salmoniformes; Salmonidae. The transcript is spliced from 7 exons. Gene Ontology annotation, molecular function: asparaginase activity.